Messenger RNA from Talaromyces amestolkiae, 519 nucleotides. RefSeq lists its product as uncharacterized. The record is from RefSeq and is a predicted model, not a curated record. The transcript has 2 exons. Gene Ontology annotation, biological process: positive regulation of mitotic metaphase/anaphase transition. The coding region runs from base 1 to 519 and encodes 172 amino acids. Lineage: Eukaryota; Fungi; Ascomycota; Eurotiomycetes; Eurotiales; Trichocomaceae. Gene Ontology annotation, cellular component: anaphase-promoting complex.
AUGCACCACCCGCGUCUCGCCGAUCAAUUCGAAGACUUCACUCGCCCUCACACCUCCCUCAUAACCGCCUCCAACGCAUCCCUCAACGGCCCAACGACAACAACAGGCACAACCACAACUACCGGGCCCAACGGGACAACCGUAACGGUGACCUACGGCGCAACCACAACGCCCUCAUCCACAAUCCCGUCAUACUUACCCAUCGAAGAGGUAUAUCUCCCGCCUCAUUACCAGCCCAUAAACCCCGAGGAUGAGGAUGACGUCGUCCCCGAUCAACAUGCGGCGUUUGGGAUUGCGAGGGCUAUGGAUGCCGCGGAGAGAAGGAGGGUGGAGCCCGUAUGGAGGGAUCUGGGGAUGAGGGAGUUGGAGGGGCAAUGGUACUGGGGCCUCGACGACUGGUGCGGGUGUGUCGUUGGGAUCGGGUGCGGCGGCCGGGUUGGUGAGGCAAUCGGGGAGUUUGAUGGGUGGGAGGAGAGUUACGUGCCUGCGCUGAUGCUGUAUCCAGCUCCUCGAAUCUAA